AUGCAGAAUAAUUCGUAUCUAGGCCCACUAUCAAAAGCCGACCCUCUGAUCGAUCUAUCCAAGCAGAUGGAAACCAGCUCGCAGCCUGCAAAUGAAUCUCCGCAACUACUACAACAGCCUCUACAAGACGUCAGCUCAAAUGUUAGUGCAGACAAGCAUCUCCAGCAAGGCGGAGCUGUCCUAGACGAAACCCUGCAAGAGGUGGCCUGUCAACCCAAAGACGUCGCCCAUCCUAGCGACAAAUCGUCAGGCUCAGUGAGAGACGAUCCAGCAGUUCCCGACUGUGUCUCCAGAUCCAUCGAUCAAUUUCAAGUCACUGAUUCCGAGGCCGGGGUCAUGACAAUGACUGACGACAACGUCCGUGCUGCCAUCAGAAAGGAUCUUCAGUCUGGUCGUUUCGAGAUCCCGCCAUUCACACGCGCUGAUAAUAUUGAUGCCCCCAUUGAGAACCUUGCGAGACGUCCAUUCCCUCCAGCUUUGAUGGCAACCAGUUCCCACUCACGCCACCGACAGCGAUUUGAUCGGUCGGCACUCCUCCCUGAUAGCAACCUCCCAUUCUGUGCUCAGAUCAUGGAACAUGUGAAAGAUUGGGCGGAAUGGGGAACAAGAAUUGCAGACGAGCAGAGACGAAAGGAAGUCCUUGACCAUGUUUUUGAAGUUUUAUCAAAGGCUUGGUUCGAGGCGUUGCGUUUGGGCUACAAUCCUGGUACACCCGACACAAAAAGCACGGCGCCUCAAGUGUCGACCAAGCGCUCUGCACAGCGUCAAGAUGACGUUCCUGUUGGUUUGCCGCGUGGAAAGCCUCGUUUGAGAAGAGAGACGAGCCCAUCCAAAAUGCCCUUUUUGGUUGCGAAUCACAAAGACGGUCCAUCCUGGGCUAUCACGGCAGGUGAACUGGAAGAAGCUGGUGUCUCUGAGAGUCGAGUACGAAGUCGAACCGCUGCAGCGAACACCCCAGAACUUGGUGAGGAACUUUUGAAUAAAGUCCUCAACGAUUUGGGGGGAAGAAUUCUUCCAAGCGAUUGGCACAGGAUCAUGGAUGUCACACGACUGAACCCCAUGGGACGAGAUCUCAUGGUCUACUGCCUGUACGAGGCCCUGAAGUUACGGAAAAGUCUGGCGAACCUAUGGGAAUUAUACAACCACUUCCCCACUGCUAGGCAGAAGGAAAACACCAAAAGACGUAUCGACGCCGAGCAGGAGCUUCACGAUCUGUUCAUGGCUUUAGCGUUAGAGCUCAACGAGGAAAACCCUUCUCCCGAAGAGUCAACAACUGCCACUCCUCUUACCAGUCCUGAAGGAUCGGUGGGCGUUCAGCCAGCGACAGUUGAACCUGGAACAGACUCGUUGAAUCAGCCCGACGUCCUCAUGCAACUGACCGAGACGAUUCUUCGUGCGCCUGAUGUUGCUUCCAUUCUCUCCGGUUUUGGACUCUUUCAUAUUACUGAAGACGACCUGGUUACUGCCGUCUCCACCGGGGCCUCCUCAAGUAGUCUCGACCGGUGCAAGCAGAUUUUGAAGGACCUGCUGUUCGAAGCACGAGAAUACCUCAUCUUAUCCGAGAACGCAGAGCUGAAUACUGGACGGGAAAACAUAGAUUUGGGUGCACAGAUUCAGACUUUGGAGCGGGAGAUCCGCCUAAGAAAGGAGGCUCUGAAAGACCUCCUCUCUUCUCUGGUGGUUGAGCGAAAUGAUAUCUCAGAUAGCGUCGACAGGAGCACUGCACCCGGAGAGGAUCGUUCAGCAGUCACGAGCACUGCUACCGACCCAACAGACGAUGUUCUGACAGAGACCAUGAGUCGAAAAUCAUCCGAGAAUACCGCCAAGCACCAUCUCGACGCCUCCGACGGGGAGAAUCCAUUGCCACCGACGAAGAGGCCAAAAGCCGAUCAUGGAGCAGAAGGCCUUGACCACUCGAUCCUCAUGCCCGAUGACGGGCUAACCAGCGACAACAUCCACGAGGCCAGCAUCCACGAGGCUAAUAUCCAUGAGACUGCCGCGCGGAACAGCAAAGAAGGUUUGGAUGCUAACUCGGGCUGCCACGCUGAUACGGCACUCAAAGAAACACCUAACGACGGUCGAGUCACGCUUCGCAUCUCGCCUCAUUUCAACCCAGCCGAUUUUACAGUCAACAGAGUCUUCUGCCAUCCGACAGGUUUCAGGUAUCGAUAUACUAACGAAUCGACCUUAGCUCAGCGGAGAUCCAUGGCGGAUAUUCUGGAAAAUCACAUAAGAUAUGUGAUGCAGGAGCAUGAAUACGUUGGAUUCAACUCCAAGUAUGACCCCGGCUGGCGGUUCGGCAGGUAUCAGAUUCUUGCCCAUCCGGAUGAUCCCGAGAGGACGAGCAUCAUCCAUGGUAUUUGGGACUUGGAGAAUGGAGACCAGCCAGAAGGAUUUGAAUGGUUCUACAGAGGCGGUGACAUGCGGCCGUCUGAGCACAAAGAGGGGGUGACGAACCAAGAUGAAGAAGCCGAAAGAGGUCCAGCAGUUGCGCCGCCACCGAAGAGGAAGACCCAUGUGCUAAAGCGGAAGAAUGCACUUGACCCGGGACAAGAGGCCUCUCGUUCAGCGACCGGUGAUGCCAAUGACACGCCCAUGAGUUCCCACAGCAAGGAGCCAAGCAUCAGAGUCCUGGGGGGUAAGAACAAGAAACGGAGCAAAGGCAAGCACAGACAUGUUCAUUUCAGUGCGGAAGAACCAGCGGUUGCUCGCCCAGACUGGAAGAAUCCUGUCUCACUCAGUCGACCGAAACGAAAAACUGGCGUGAUAAAGCCGGCUAAAGAGGAGUCUGACGAGGAUUACUGCCCUUCGGAGUAA
Fonsecaea erecta is the source of this 2817-nucleotide messenger RNA. RefSeq lists its product as hypothetical. The coding region runs from base 1 to 2817 and encodes 938 amino acids. The record is from RefSeq and is a predicted model, not a curated record. Lineage: Eukaryota; Fungi; Ascomycota; Eurotiomycetes; Chaetothyriales; Herpotrichiellaceae. The transcript has a single exon.